UGCUUGAGACCUGGGAGUGACCCCCGGCUCCCCUGACGUGCCUGGCUCUGCCCCUACUCCCCUCUCUCCCUCACACUCAAGCACCAAAGAGGAUUUCUCUUCUAUAGCACAUCUGAGCAGGGCCCCAGGGCCCGGGAGGAGCCGAGGAGCAAGAGGCAGCCAUGGGGGCCUGUGCUGUUGUGACUGACGCCAACAUCUCAUUUGGCCUCGAGAGCAACACCACAGGCAUCACAGCCUUCUCCAUGCCCGCCUGGCAGCUGGCACUGUGGGCCACAGCCUACCUGGCUCUGGUGCUGGUGGCUAUGACGGGCAAUGCCACGGUCAUCUGGAUCAUCCUGGCCCAUCAGAGGAUGCGCACCGUCACCAACUACUUCAUCGUCAACCUGGCCCUGGCCGACCUCUGCAUGGCCGCCUUCAAUGCCACCUUCAACUUCGUCUACGCCAGCCACAACAUCUGGUACUUUGGCCGUGCCUUCUGCUACUUCCAGAACCUCUUCCCCAUCACGGCCAUGUUCGUCAGCAUCUACUCCAUGACUGCCAUCGCCGCCGACAGGUACAUGGCCAUCGUCCACCCCUUCCAGCCACGGCUCUCAGCCCCCGGCACCAGAGCAGUUAUUGCUGGCAUCUGGUUGGUGGCCCUGGCACUCGCCUUCCCCCAGUGCUUCUACUCCACCGUCACCACGGACCAGGGCGUCACCAAGUGUGUGGUGGCGUGGCCUGAAGACAGCGGCGGCAAGACGCUCCUUUCGUACCACCUCGUGGUGAUCGCCCUCAUCUACCUCCUGCCUCUCGUGGUGAUGUUCAUUGCCUACAGCAUCAUCGGCCUCACGCUCUGGAGACAAGCGGUCCCCGGGCACCAGGCGCACGGCGCCAACGGGCGCCACCUGCGGGCCAAGAAGAAGAUCGUGAAGACCAUGGUGCUGGUGGUGGUGACGUUCGCCGUCUGCUGGCUGCCCUACCACCUCUACUUCACCCUGGGCAGCUUCCAGGAGGACAUCUACUGCCACAAGUUCAUCCAGCAGGUCUACCUGGCGCUCUUCUGGCUGGCCAUGAGCUCCACCAUGUACAACCCCGUCAUCUACUGCUGCCUCAACCACAGGUUUCGCUCUGGAUUCCGGCUUGCUUUCCGUUGCUGCCCAUGGGUCACGCCAACCGAGGAGGAUAAGCUGGAGUUGACUCACACUCCAUCCCUCUCCAUGAGGGUCAAAAGGUGUCACACUAAAGAGAUUUGGUUCAUGGCCGGCGACGUGGCUGAGGCUGCCAACGGGCAGGCUGGAGGGCCCCAAGAUGGGCUGCCUACUGAACCUUGA
This is a messenger RNA of Diceros bicornis minor, 1310 nucleotides long. RefSeq names its product tachykinin receptor 2 (gene TACR2). Gene Ontology annotation, biological process: positive regulation of flagellated sperm motility; G protein-coupled receptor signaling pathway. Gene Ontology annotation, cellular component: plasma membrane; sperm midpiece. The record is from RefSeq and is a predicted model, not a curated record. Gene Ontology annotation, molecular function: substance K receptor activity. Bases 162 to 1310 code for a protein of 382 amino acids. The transcript has 5 exons. NCBI's taxonomy places the organism in Eukaryota, Metazoa, Chordata, Mammalia, Perissodactyla, Rhinocerotidae.